Messenger RNA from Corylus avellana, 686 nucleotides. The record is from RefSeq and is a predicted model, not a curated record. NCBI's taxonomy places the organism in Eukaryota, Viridiplantae, Streptophyta, Magnoliopsida, Fagales, Betulaceae.
CAUAGUUAUUCCAUUUACAUGUAGGCCCCUUCGAGAAGUUCACACGUGUGACAAUGAUCUUGCCAUUGACGGGUCAACAGUACUCGGAGAAGGUCUCGGAGAAUUGUGUCGCCUUUUGGAAAUCUGUCGGAAUUUACACCGAUGCAGAAGCCAAAGCCAUUGAAAAGUUCAUAGAGGUCUUUAAGGACGAGACUUUCCCACCUGGCUCCUCUAUAUUAUUUACUCAAUCACCCAAUGGAUCACUGACGAUUAGCUUCUCCAAAGAUGGGUCCCUGCCUGAAAUUGGGAAUGCAGUGAUAGAGAACAAACUGCUUUCAGAGGCAAUUUUAGAGUCAAUUAUUGGGAAGCAUGGUGUUUCUCCAGAAGCAAAACAGAGUUUGGCUACAAGGUUAGCAGAGUCAUUGAAAGAUAACGAUGAUAAAGUGGUCGGAAAUGGGAAAUAAUUGGAAACCGAAAAGGUUGCUGAAGAGAGAGAAAAAAAAAAAAAAAAAAAAGGUUUUUUUUGGGACAUGUCCGCAUAAGAAGGGGAAAAAAGAUUCGAACUAGUGACAUUCGCUUUAUUAGGCAUGGUUCCAGCCAAUUGAACUACCUAUUCGGGACACAUAUAAGGUUGUUGAUCAAGUGAAGACAGCAAAUCGCGAGUUGGUUUGGUAAAUCUUUGUAAUGGGCGGCUUUUUUUGUUUGUU